Messenger RNA from Aspergillus costaricaensis CBS 115574, 873 nucleotides. RefSeq lists its product as uncharacterized. Lineage: Eukaryota; Fungi; Ascomycota; Eurotiomycetes; Eurotiales; Aspergillaceae. Bases 1 to 873 code for a protein of 290 amino acids. The transcript has 4 exons. The record is from RefSeq and is a predicted model, not a curated record.
AUGGCUCGCUUGCUUGCCUUCUUUAGUGAACUUCAAUUCACUGCGCUGGGAUGGGGCCUUGCCCUCGCGAAUUAUUAUCUCGUUGUUGACUUCAUAAUACAGCUUGAUUUCAACAUGGAGAGCAGAAAACGCAAGGCGGAUGAUGAACUGGAUCCCAGCACUGAUGAUGUUGGCAGCGUGCUUGAGGUCGAUCCUAGCACUUCUGACAGCGUGCCUAAAGUUGAACCCACUACUGCUGACAGCGUCCCUGGGGGCGGACCCAUCACGGCUGAUAGCAUUUCCAAAGUUGAUCCCGCCAUGGCCGCUUACAUUGAGAAGAGACGCAAAGAAAAGGAUGAGUGGCUGGAACGGCAGGGACAGGCACUGUGGAAGAACUACUGGACCGUGAGAGAACAACAGCUCUCCAGGCCGUUCGGGCCACUGCCAAGCUAUCCAGAGGUGAUCGAGGUUUGGCAACGUGAUGAGGUGGACCAAGAAGCUGCAUCCUCGGAAUUCCCUCCAAAUGGAAUCACUGAUAAGAACCCUCCUCUUUCUUACGACGUCAUCGCAAGUAUCCUCUGGAAAACCAAGGGCCACUGUCCCAAGGCACAGGCGUGGUUGAAGAGCCAUGAGAUGAGCAGAUUCAUGCGUGCUAAUGUGAUCGUGAGGCACUAUGGACGUGAGAAUCUGAGAAAGAAGGCGCUCCAUAACAUGUACCAGAGGAAUCUUGGUCUGCAGAAGGCGGCCAAGGGGUCCGCGCAAGUGAUGGAUGAUGGGAAAGAAAACCAAGAAAAUGAGGCUACCCCUUGGGAAAGAAUCUUGACAGCUCAUGACAGACUUCGAAAGGCGAUGGGUGAACCUGAGGUGUUUGCGCAUGAGAUUCUGCUGUGGUAG